CCCUCCUGCCCGUUGCCAAGUAGGUUGCAAACGGACAUCAAUGUAAAAAUGGUUUAAGCCAAGUACCAAGUUCAACCUUGAAGGAGAGGCGGGUACAGUCACGAGGUCCGAAUUCUAAACUUGACUCCAACACACAAUCACCAAAUAUUCAUGACUGAGGAAAGACCAAUAAAGAUCGCAAAAAGAGAAAGAGACCGGCCUCUCCAAAUAGUGGUGGUGGAGGAUCACCAUGAGGUAAUCCCGUUCAUAUACAGGCUCAUCGGAUCGAAAAAACUCCCUGUAAAUGGGAAUCUGCUCGUACAUUUUGAUUCGCACCCUGACCUCCUCGUCCCGAAGUCGAUGCAGGCGGAUGUCGUGUGGACCAAAGACACCUUGUUCCCUCACCUGAGCAUAGAAAGCUGGAUAAUGCCUGGGCUGUACGCUGGGCAUUUUAAUUCUGUUGUUUGGGCGAAACCUCCGUGGGCGACGCAGAUCCCAGACGGUCAGUACGAUUUCAAAGUUGGAAAAAAUAAAGCUGGUGAAAUCGGUGUCACAAGCAAACUCGAUUACUUUGUGGCAGAGGGGAUUUUCAGCCCAGAGGAAGAACUUGUAAAAACACAUCAAAUUGAUUUUCAAGUACAAACAGUUGGAAAGUCCAUUGUUAACGAAGAAGAAAAUUACACAUUCACAAAAAACAUAACACCCACAGACAGUUACAUUCUAGACAUAGAUUUAGACUAUUUCAGCACAAGGAAUCCGUUUCGAGACCUUUACAACAAUGCGAACUUAUAUGAGUGCCUUAAAGAACUUUAUUUCUUUGAAGUUCCCACAUCAAAGGAGACAAAUGUCAUAGUUGAAUGUGUUAAAAAACGCAAGGAGCAAUUGUCAGAUCUGCAGAGGCUUUGGGAACACAUAGCAGAAUCUGGGAUAUACGCAGAGCCUGUACCAUCAUCCGAAAGGUGGCCAAAAGUUCAGGAAAUAGCAAAGAAGGUACUCUCUGUUUAUAAAGAGGUCGAUUGGGAGAUAGUCCACGAUGCUGGAUGCACAUGGGACAGUACCGACAUCCCACAUCAUGUUUCGACCAAGGAAGAACUCGAACAUCUUAUGGAUGUGUUCAAAAAAGUACUUGAUGAACUCGAAUUUCCACCUGGCAUUGUCACAAUAUCCCGGUCGACUGAAGACGACUAUUGCCCUGCAGAAGAUGUAGAAUGGAUUCAAGAAAAGGUUAUAAAUAUGUUAAAAGAAAAGUUCAAAGAUGUUAAGGUGGAUGAGGCCUACCUGGAUGAUUGAAUACAAUGGCUGUUAAAUUGUGCUUUGGAUGUGUUCCUAAAUAAUAACUAAUAAAUGACUGAUUCAACGUUA
Messenger RNA from Cimex lectularius (bed bug), 1341 nucleotides. It is a transcript of the gene MESR6, whose product is annotated as UPF0489 protein C5orf22 homolog. The coding region runs from base 151 to 1269 and encodes 372 amino acids. NCBI's taxonomy places the organism in Eukaryota, Metazoa, Arthropoda, Insecta, Hemiptera, Cimicidae. The transcript has 2 exons. The record is from RefSeq and is a predicted model, not a curated record.